This is a messenger RNA of Fusarium redolens, 1877 nucleotides long. RefSeq names its product concanavalin A-like lectin/glucanase domain-containing protein. The record is from RefSeq and is a predicted model, not a curated record. NCBI's taxonomy places the organism in Eukaryota, Fungi, Ascomycota, Sordariomycetes, Hypocreales, Nectriaceae. The coding region runs from base 421 to 1542 and encodes 373 amino acids. Gene Ontology annotation, cellular component: fungal-type cell wall. Gene Ontology annotation, biological process: fungal-type cell wall organization; carbohydrate metabolic process. The transcript has 2 exons. Gene Ontology annotation, molecular function: hydrolase activity, hydrolyzing O-glycosyl compounds; glycosyltransferase activity.
AUCUGCAAGAAACGCUCCCAACCUCCCAAUUGAUCAAUCUUGGGCGCCAAAAUAACCAAGUACGGGGCCAAUUACUAUUACGCGGCAGCCCAAGAAGAAACCGGAAAACGGUGAGCGUUGAAUUUCUAGGCCAAGCGUGUGACGUGACGUGUCUUUGCUCGUAAUAUUUCACUUUUUAGUCCUGAACGGGAACCUGCAUCUUUACCAUUCUUCCUCUCCUUACACCAACAAUCACCAUAAGCCUCGAGUCUAUCCAUUGUACUACUACUACACAUUGUCGAGUACUGAUACACGGUACCCGAGACAAGUUGAAGAAUAAAGUUCUACUCACAUUGACGACGAUAGCUUUUCCAAGCUACUUGUUCACCGUAUAUAUCAUAUCAUAUCAUACCAUACCUACCACAGCACAUACAGCCCAACAUGAGAUGGAUGUCCAGAGCCUCAGCCGCAGCCACCGUGCUGCUUGCUGCUGCAGUCUCAGCCCAGACAUGGAGCAAAUGCAACCCUCUCCAAAACAGCAACUGUCCCAGCGACGAUGCCCUCGGCAUGAGCAUCAACAUCGACUUCUCCAAAGGCGAGGUAAACUCCUUCGCAGCCUCCGGCUCACCCAAAUACGACAACGAGGGCGUCUCCUUCACCGUCGCCCGCGCCAAUGACGCACCGCAGCUGGCAUCCCUCUUCUACAUCAUGUUCGGCCGUGUCGAGAUCACGAUGAAGGCUGCUCCCGGAGCCGGUAUCGUAUCGUCGCUCGUUCUCCAGUCCGAUGUGCUCGACGAGAUCGACAUUGAAUGGCUCGGCUCCGAUAAUGACGAGAUCCAGUCAAACUACUUUGGAAAGGGCCAGACUACUUCGUACAACCGCGGCGAGUUUCACGACGUGACAAAUACGCAGGGCGAGUGGAUUACAUAUACCAUCGACUGGACCAAGGACCGUAUCGUCUGGAUGGCUGGAGGCACUGUCGUUCGAACCCUCAACGCAGGCGACGCGGAGGAUAAUCAAUACCCUCAGACUCCAAUGCAAGUCAAGUUCGGCGCCUGGGCUGGUGGUGAUCCCAAUACAAACUCCGCAGGCACCGUCAAAUGGGCCCGUGGACCAACAGACUACUCCAAAGGUCCCUUCACCAUGAAAGUCAAAAGUGUUAUUGUCACGGACUACUCAACUGGUGACGAGUACAAAUACAAGGACACAUCUGGCUCCUGGCAGUCAAUCGAAUCUGUCGGCGGUGAGAUCAACGGCAACGAAAACGGCGAUGCCAUGACUGUUACUGCUACCGCCCAAGGAACCGUCGCCACAGCAGAUGGAAACGUUCCCGUCGGAGGUAUUGCCGAGGAUGGAAGUCCUGCUACAGCUACACAGACAGGAUGGCCCUGGACCGGCUCUCGACCUUCUGGCGGAGCUAUCCCCGAAGGCUGGAGGCUCAACGCCAAGGGAAAGAUCAUUCCCGCCGAGAACAGCGCCUUGGGUCUUCAGCCUUUACACAACGUUAUUGCUGUUAUACCCUUCUUGGCUGGCAUCAUGGCAUUUGCUGGUCGUUUCUUCUAGAGAAGAAACACCUUGACUUCACUUCACUGUAUAUGACCUGUAUAUGGCGAUUCGACAGCACAUAUUGUCUUGGGUUUGAGCUCAUGUACAUUGUCCGGCAUAUGAUGACUUCUAGACAGCACCGAGAGCAUGCAUGGAUGUGAUACCUUAUUUACAUGGCGAGGUUGGUCGGCGUUUCUGGAACUUGGUAUUUAGUUGCAAUUGGUUGGUAUUUGGGUUUUGACAUAUAUUGCUCUUAGCGACGGCGCAAUGCAUUUGGUUGUAAAGAAUAGACACAUGGCAAAUAUUAGAUAGACAGGCGGUGUAUAAUGAAUCAACAUAUAUAUUCCACGAGG